Molecule: messenger RNA, 498 nt
Organism: Cooperia oncophora
Lineage: Eukaryota; Metazoa; Nematoda; Chromadorea; Rhabditida; Trichostrongylidae
Source: the annotation of a GenBank genome assembly
AUGGGAAACAUGCGAGGAAACAAAUACUCCAGAAAUCAUAUUCAUUUGAAUCCACUGUUCAGCGGCUUCUGGGACUUCACAUGGGACAAAAUGGCUCAAUACGAUCUGCCGGCGAUGAUCAAUCAAGCUCUGGUAGUCUCCGGUCAGCCGCACGUCUACUAUGUCGGGUAUUCACAGGGGACCCUCACCAUGUUCGCCAAGCUCUCCGCUGAUCCUUCAUUCUCCAAAAAGAUUAAAAUGUUCUUCGCGUUGGCUCCGAUUGGAUCAGUUGCCCAUAUUGAAGGCCUCCUAAGAACGCUCGUUACCGAUUUCUCCACAGAGCUUGCUAUUUGGACCAAAUUAUUUGGAUCGGGUGAAUUUCUUCCAAACAACUUCCUAAUAAAAUCAUUUACAUCAAUGGCAUGCGGGUACGGAAUUCAACGCGAAAUCUGCGAGCAUGUACUGUUUGCAAUUACGGGUCCUGACACGAAAGGCAUGAAUACGGUGAGUCGUCCGUGA